Plenodomus lingam JN3 is the source of this 1605-nucleotide messenger RNA. RefSeq lists its product as uncharacterized. Gene Ontology annotation, biological process: tRNA wobble position uridine thiolation. Gene Ontology annotation, cellular component: mitochondrion; cytosolic tRNA wobble base thiouridylase complex. The record is from RefSeq and is a predicted model, not a curated record. Gene Ontology annotation, molecular function: tRNA binding. Lineage: Eukaryota; Fungi; Ascomycota; Dothideomycetes; Pleosporales; Leptosphaeriaceae.
AUGCCACCCUCUCCUUGCGCCCUAUGCAAGGUGAAUCGAGCCCUGAUCCUGCGUCCCAAAGACCAUUCCAAACUCUGCAAGACAUGUUUUAUCACCGUCUUCGAGACGGAGAUCCACCACACAAUCACCACAAAUCGCCUCUUCACGCGCGGCGAGAAAAUCGCAAUCGGUGCCUCGGGAGGCAAAGACAGCACUGUGCUUGCCUCGGUCCUCAAAACACUCAACAAACGCUACGACUAUGGCCUCGAUCUUAUUUUGCUGUCGAUUGAUGAGGGCAUCAAAGGGUAUAGAGAUGAUAGUUUAGAGACGGUGAAGAGGAAUGCGGAGCAGUAUGGUAUGGAGUUGACGAUCCUGGGAUACGAGGAGUUGUAUGGGUGGACGAUGGAUCAGGUGGUUGAGCAAGUGGGCAAGAAAGGCAACUGUACAUAUUGUGGUGUCUUUAGACGGCAAGCGCUGGAUCGUGGGGCGGCGAGGUUGGGCGUUAGGCAUGUGGUUACGGGUCACAACGCUGAUGACGUCGCGGAGACGGUGCUGAUGAACUUACUUCGUGGUGACCUCCCCCGUCUCUCCCGCACAACCUCCAUCAUAACCUCCACGCCCUCGGCCUCGUCCGACCCAGCCUCAAACACAAAUGUCAGGCGCAGCAAACCCCUUAAAUACGCAUACGAAAAGGAAAUUGUCCUCUACGCCCACCACAAAAAGCUCGACUACUUCAGCACAGAGUGCAUAUACUCGCCCGAAGCCUUCCGAGGCAGCGCACGUGCUUUGAUCAAGAACCUCGAGCGUGUACGUCCUAGCGCUAUCCUAGAUGUCGUCAGGAGCGGCGAAGACAUGGCGAAACUCGUCCCAGGAAACGACGACAGUUGCGGGGGCGCCUGCUCGAACAAUGUACCAGCCGCCGAGGAAGAAGACGGAGGCUGUGGAAAAUCCCAAGGCAAGAGUAUGGGCGGCGACAUGGCGAGUAUGGACGCACAACUAAGACAAAACGAAGUCGCAGCCAACAGCAACCUUGAGGUAGAAAUUACAUCUAAGAGUCUCACCAACGGCAGCGCACCGCCAGCUACCAGUGGCAAGAAGAAGAAAUUCUACACCCCCAAGAAGAUCACAAAACAAGUCAUGGGCCAGUGUAAAAAAUGCGGGUAUCUCUCCAGCCAAGACGUAUGCAAAGCCUGUGUCCUCCUCGAGGGCCUGAAUAAAGCAAGACCAAAACAACAGAUCGAGCUCGGUGCAGACGUCGAGGAAAUCAGCCUGAACAGCGAAGCGCCAUCUUCAACCCCAGACAGCGCCAGUGAAGAAUGCAGCUGCAUACACAACGGUACAAACUCUGCGCAUGCGCAAACCGCCACGCCGUCGAAGAAAAAAAAGGGACCACACGACACCACCCUGUGCUCGCGGCACGACGAUAUCAAAAAGAAAAUCCGCGAAUGCGCAUCUCUCGCGCUAUACCGAUGUCAUAGCAGCGGUCGGAUUGAGACGACGAACGGUACAAGUACCACCGCCCAGUCUCAGCCUCGUGACACUCCACCGUCGCGUGGCUUACCCACCCACCUGACCUCGCACACCGCCAACUUCAACCCCCCCUCCCCCCGCCGAGAGUCAGAAUAA